CCUCUCUCCAGACUCUCCACUUCCCAUCUCUCCCUUCAUCCCAUUUGCUAUUGUACGUGCCCAAUCGCCGUAUACUUUCUGCAUUUAACUCGGGUGACAUUUUUAUUUCAUCAUUAGCAUCUGGCGCCAUACGGACGCAGUGAGCAUCAUUUUCACCAAGGAACUCUCGGAAGAUGAUAAGCAAGAUUAAUAUUGUUUAUCUCGCUCCGCAUUACUGUCUUUCGUUUUAACGUCAGUGCUGACCGUAAACAAGUUCCCACUAGUGGAAGAGUUUACCAAGGACCUUCAAACUGUAACCUUUUUUUUCCCUAGAUUUUUUAUUUUAUUUUAUUUUAUUUUUGUAUUAUUAUUAUUUAGCCUUUUUCAGAAAAUAAUAUAACCCCGAAUUUCAAGCCAGCAUGCCCGAAACAACCCAGGAUACAUGUCCUUCGGCGAAAGACUCUCCAUUUUUCAUUAAAAAUCUUCUAAAUUCUGACAGUAAGCCGCCAAAGCCUAAGCCUAUUUUGGCAUCAACUAAAGCAGGACUUGAUGGCAGCUUCUCGUUCUCUCAGGUUGGGGAAUUAAACUUUCCUCGCUUUGAGUUUCCGACCCAGCGCUUUGCGUUACCGGCUUAUCUUGAGCGUGCCUCGGCGUGGUGGUACCCGUACACACUCAGUGCAUCUGCGCAUCUCCACAGAGCGGAAGCAGCACAAAAAGCGAGGGUCUCCUCACCGAUCACAGGCAAUGACCGAGAUUCACCCGAGCUCGUGCUCAAAUCAGACCCGGAUGCCAAGGACGAUGAAGACGACAUCAAAAGUGGAGACGAGAUUGUCCUCGAGGAGAGCGACACUGAAGAGGGUAAAAAAGAAGGCGGCGUGGACGACUGGAAGAAGGGAGACGACGGCGCGGACAAGAAACCUUGCCGGAAGAAGAAAACUCGCACGGUGUUCUCGCGGAGUCAGGUGUUCCAGCUGGAGUCCACCUUCGACAUGAAACGCUACCUCAGCAGCUCAGAGCGCGCGGGCCUUGCUGCCUCGCUUCACCUCACAGAGACCCAAGUCAAAAUCUGGUUUCAAAACCGCAGAAACAAAUGGAAACGUCAGCUGGCCGCAGAGCUAGAGGCCGCCAACCUAAGCCACGCAGCGGCGCAAAGGAUUGUGAGAGUACCCAUCCUGUAUCACGAGAACUCGGUAUCUGAGAGCUCCAACACAGCGGGCAACGUGCCCGUAAGCCAACCGCUGCUGACCUUCCCUCAUCCGGUUUACUACUCGCAUCCCAUCGUCACCUCUGUGCCCCUCCUCAGACCGGUUUGAGAGGACUAGACAUUACUUUUUCUAUGUAACUAUGUGACUAAAGCUAUUUUACAAAGACUCGAGAAGAGAGAAAGAGAACAGGGGCAAAUGAAACCAAGAGACGAAUUAUUUUUUUUGAAAAUAAUUUAAAAAGAAACAUUGUACAAAGACGCAAUAUCAUGCAUUUGAGUCCUACAUUUUUUUUUAUAACGCAUAAAAACUAUCCAUAAAACUACAAAUGAAUAAGGCGAAUGUUUAGAGGCCUAUAUUUCUAAUGUUGAUGUUGGUUGGUGGUGAAUUACAAUGACUUUGUUCAUUUCCUGUCAUUAUUAUUAUUGACAUUAUUAUUACACCUGCUACAGUUUAUCUAUGACUAUCUCAAAUCAACUUGUUGAUACGUCAAAGCAAAGGUUUUAUACACAUGGUUGAAUUUCUUUAUAACACAGAAAAAUCUCACAGCCCUGGCACGGAUGUGCAACAGGCUACUACUGUCUAUGAUCUUAAUAUUAAGACAGAGUAGGUUCUUAAUUUAAAAAACAAAAACCGAUGAAAAAGAUUUUGGUUCCGCGUUCAAUGGACAAUCAUAUAGGCUAUAUCUGACAGAAAUUAACCCACAGUUGAACUGAAGACACACAGACACGAAGAAUAAAAACUUUUACUUUUAUCUAUAUUAUUUACAGAUGUAUAUUUUUUCUUGUACAGAUUUAACGAACCAAAACGAGGAAAGGUGUCAUUUGUACAGUAAUAGCUUUUUUACAUUGUAUUGCUGUUGUGAAAUAAACGGAGACUUUAAGUCUACA
Carassius gibelio (silver crucian carp) is the source of this 2071-nucleotide messenger RNA. Its product is annotated as homeobox protein HMX3-like. The coding region runs from base 399 to 1292 and encodes 297 amino acids. The record is from RefSeq and is a predicted model, not a curated record. Gene Ontology annotation, cellular component: nucleus. Lineage: Eukaryota; Metazoa; Chordata; Actinopteri; Cypriniformes; Cyprinidae. Gene Ontology annotation, molecular function: RNA polymerase II transcription regulatory region sequence-specific DNA binding; DNA-binding transcription factor activity, RNA polymerase II-specific. Gene Ontology annotation, biological process: regulation of transcription by RNA polymerase II. The transcript has 2 exons.